Messenger RNA from Amoebophrya sp. A120, 2902 nucleotides. Lineage: Eukaryota; Dinophyceae; Syndiniales; Amoebophryaceae. The record is from the annotation of a GenBank genome assembly.
AAGAACAACGAACAGCGACAACAAGUAGAACACGACCCCAAGUUACUCUCGAAAAGAAAUUUGUUUCAACAUUUACUGCUAAGUAGAGUAAGUACUACUAAAAAUUAUACCACCCCCUGCAAGGCAUAUUCAGUACAAAAUUUUUUCUCACCUUGCAUUGCUGCAACAAGUUGUAGACGUCAAAGCAAUUUCAGCACUUCACAAGUAAGCCGGAAGUAGAGCAGGAUAGAAAUUUGUACCUCGUCGACUAGAUCAACUACUCCUUUUUUUUGUGGUGUUCGGCAAUACAACAUCAAUCUACUUCUACUUUAUCAUCAAAAGCCGUCGUCUGGGUGGUCCUCAUCGCCUGCGACCCCUACACACCAGAAGGAGCUCUUCCACAGUUGGACGAACAGUUCGUGGACAGCAGUCCUCCGCAGCAGCGACUAGUUACACUCCUGCUCCGCCCUUCAUCAUCAACCGGCGACACGACAUCAGGUACAAGUACACUACGGAUAUUUUUUGUAGUCGAGUUUAUUUUGACUUUACGUUUUAUUUUACAUGUGCGCAUUCAUUCUAUCCUAGUCCUACUGCCAUUGAAGAUUGGCGGGUACAACUUCCUCUUCUGCAAAUGAAUAUGGUGCACCUGCUCUUGUGAUCCGGCCGAGCACGGACUUCUUGAUCCUGGCCUCGACAAGUAAAAGGCUUAAAUUUUUGUCAUGCAUUUUUACAAUCUGUUAUCUAUCAGGUGAAGAAGAUGAAUAAGGCGAAACAGGCGAAGGUGCUGCGGGACAGCUGUGCCAGGGCGGCCCCCGCCCGGGGCAGGUCCUCGUUCCCGAAGAAGUUAGCUGGCGCUGCGUUGUUCGCGCACAGCCAGACGGGGUGUGCACCAGGCGCGCACGGGUUUGAGGUGUUGCUCACCAACCGGAAGAAGGAAAAUAAGGUGCACCUCGGCAACAUGAAGAAGGAGAAUGUUGUAUCGCGAGGGAAAAUCUUCACCCCUCCCCAUACUCACAAUGCAAAUUUGUGAUGUUAAUUUGUGAGACCACAAAUCUAGUCAGCUUUGUCUUGCAUAUGAGGCAUCAAAUAGGAGGCGUGUGGCGUAUUGCACAGCCAAGCUGUCAUGCGCUUUUGCCUACUGCAUCUGCAAAGCUGUCUGUCAUGCCUGAGUGCUAAGUAGACUUUUGCAUACCUAAUCAGGCUCAGCAAAUUAUGCCUGCAAGCGCUUACUGCAAUACAGCGCUAAUUUGUGUACGCAAAUCCAGCUACAGAAAUUCCCGUUUCGAUGUGGGGAGGGGGCUUUUUUCACUUUGAUAUGUUGCGGCAGACGAAAAGAAAGUAGAGUCAAUUACUUCAUCGCUCUCCACCGCCAAGUGCACCACGCUCGCCACCAGCAGCUAUUAUCAUCGGUGCAAACUAUGCAUUGCAAAUAUGUCUGGGUCUGGAAGGGUGCAAGUUUGUGUUGCUCUGCUAGAAUGUCCCGCAUCUGUCAUGUACGAUACCCAAAAGCCCCAAUUUUCUGUCAUUCAAAAACGCAGUUUGUCAUGCUGAAUAGACAACACCUUGCAACUCAGAAACUUGUCACGCUGAGCCGUCAUUUGUGGCGUCUUCAUGAUUCGGCGGCCAGCGACGUCACAAGUUUCCAGACCCAGACGUAUAAUUUGCAUUUGAUACAAACUAGGCACUGACUACGAUCCCCUGAAGAUCACUUUUUGGAAGGGAGCGAAGAAAGGCGAUGCCGAAAAGUAUGCUGAGUUGACAAAAACAGAACCGGAAAACGAGGUGAAGGCUGACUUCUGGAAGACCGAUCUUGGAUUCGCUGCGCUGGACACAACGGUGUCAGCGGACUCUGCCUCGAAGCUGUUUGGGCUCCAGUGCGCAAAUCAUGAUAAAGAAAACGAAUGGAUGUCGUGGGCCUACCAGAACGACAUGACGGGCUUCAACAAUUUCUGGAAGGGCGACAAAUAUGACGUCCUCGAACUGCAGUGGUGGAGGGCCCCGUGCAUCACCAAUUGUUUUUUUGGACAUAACCAAAGGGAUCGCAAAGGGGGUGAAGUGAAAAUUGUCGGCAAGAACUGCGUACCGGCGGAAUCCUCCGGAACGGGUGCAGCAGAUUCAUCAGCUUGCAUGGGCUGCUGAACCUCCAAGACCGGGGGCGACGGAAUCAAAAAUACAAUAUUUAUCGUCCAAGGUAGUAUGUACUAGUACUUUUAAUUAGUACUAGCUAGUACUGUAGAAGAGCAAACCGGGCAGGAAGAUAACAAGUAGGUACCAGGCGCCGACGAGGUGGAAACAAGAUAUGGAAUGUGGAAAAAGAAGCCAAACGAAAAAUUGAGUAUUUCGAUCAUACACUCGCGACACUUAGAGGAUGAAGAAGGAGACGGUGUUGAAAAGUUAUUUCUUGGGAAAAACAUGAAUCGUCGCGGAGAAAAUCAGUUUUUGCCUUGUUGUUUUUGCCGUUUUCUACUUUUUUUGACAUAUUGCAUGGUCGACGGCGUAAUUGGUUUGGAAACCAAUACCAAACCAGUACAGCUUUUUCGCCUGAAGAGGCAAUUAAGUUUAAAGAUGUGGUCCGGUAUUCUUUUAACUAAAUGUAUACAAAGUCAUUUUAUUUUUCCCUCUUUUUCGUUUCGUAUUCGUUUCUCUUUUUCAUGCAUAUUUUCACGUCGUGGUCGUAGUCCUUCUCAAGUACACCAUGAGCACACCACGACGUGAAAACGAAAAGAAAGUUUCAGAUGAGUACCAAGGUAUCCCCUUGUGCUUUUUUGAACCUCCCGACGUGCGGUAACUUAAUUUGAAUAGUUUAGAAAAUAUACGUAUUAAAGUCCCCUGAGAUGACUAGCCUGAGUUGCGAGUUGUAAUACUAUCAUCUCUGCGGAAAAACAAAUCUGAGGUGAAAGAGCAUUCGUUCCUCUUGUCAAAU